This is a messenger RNA of Girardinichthys multiradiatus, 1365 nucleotides long. RefSeq lists its product as uncharacterized. The transcript is spliced from 4 exons. Lineage: Eukaryota; Metazoa; Chordata; Actinopteri; Cyprinodontiformes; Goodeidae. The record is from RefSeq and is a predicted model, not a curated record. Bases 17 to 1033 code for a protein of 338 amino acids.
CCAUGCAGCAGUGGAGAUGAAAUUUAUGGCUGCUGCUCGAAAAAGGAUUCCUAAACUACUAAAACAUCUAGACAAGCAUCCAAAUGUGAAGUCCCACCACAACAAACUGAUGGGAUACAUCAUGGGAUACCUUGCCAUACUGACUGGGCACCGGUCUGUUGUGUUGACAAACAUGACAAAGGACAUGGUGUCUUCUGCAGAUAGCUGGAAAAAUGACACAAGAUUCCGGAUUUUGGUUGAUGAACACAAGACUGUCCGAAGCUUUGGACAAGCAGCAUUAUUCCUCAGUAAGGAUGAGUAUGGAUGGUUGGAGCGACUCAUCGAGACAUCCUGCUGCACUAUGGCCUCCAGGUGUGAGUUUGUGUUCCACACUGUCAAUGGCAACCAAAUCUUCAAACCUGUGAAUCUACUACAAGAGGCCUGGGUCGAUGCUGGCCUCAAAGGAACUGUGAACUUCACACAGAUCCGAUCCAGUGUGUCAACCCAAGUCAAUAAAACUCUCUCAACUGAGGAAAGACAGCAGGUGGCAAAGGCUAUGUGUCAUGAUACCAACACAGCUGAGCGGUUUUAUGUGUCCCUCCCUGAUAAAGUCAGUGGGUACAGCACUCGGAAGUUGAGAAUGAAGGCUCUCAAAAUGUCUGCACAACAUUCCACAAAUGAUGACAGCCCAGAUGAUGAGGAGGAGCUUCCCCAGGAAGAGUGUGAGUCAAACACCACAGAGGAGACAACUACAGAGGAUGAGGAAGAAUCCCAAACGACUUAUGAAGACUCAGAAAUGGGCAGUGCAUCAUCACCCUCUGAUGAUGAUGAAAACAUGAGAAAGGAAAAUGUUGAUGUUGAUAAUUCCAAAUGGAAUUUGGAAUUAUCUGAUAGUGAGCUUGAAAAUGAAUCCCAUACAGUAAAGAGAAAGUUAGAUUUAUCUCACAACUUACAAUCUACACUCCAUGUCAAAAAAACAGAAGUACCCACACACCAACCAAUCCAUGAGAGCACAGGAGAAUCUUCAACAGAUUCUCUUCCUGAAAAGCCCUAAUACCCACUUAUCCCCAUGUUCAGACCAGCAGGGUCCACCAGUCUGAUGCUGGCAAAAUCCUAGAAUAGCUGGAGGGAGAUGUCAGAGAGUUUAACCAAGGUUUUUAGUUCAAAUAGUUCAAAUGUUGUUGUUUUUUUCUGAUGGGCCUGUCAGUUUUGUUUUUAAUAAUACAGGUUUCAUGUUAUCUGCUUUUGCAAGAUGUUUGAGUACAAUGCUAUAUUUUCACGAUUUUUCCAUUAUACAUGCUUUAUUCUUUUAUUUUGUAACGCAAGCAGUAUAUGCUCAUUUCAUUUUGAUCUUUUUAGUACUCAUGUUUGCAAUUUUCUCUAGUG